This is a messenger RNA of Suillus paluster, 1926 nucleotides long. Its product is annotated as cofactor-independent phosphoglycerate mutase. Bases 212 to 1765 code for a protein of 517 amino acids. Gene Ontology annotation, biological process: glucose catabolic process. NCBI's taxonomy places the organism in Eukaryota, Fungi, Basidiomycota, Agaricomycetes, Boletales, Suillaceae. The transcript has 6 exons. Gene Ontology annotation, molecular function: manganese ion binding. Gene Ontology annotation, cellular component: cytoplasm. The record is from RefSeq and is a predicted model, not a curated record.
GUCGCUGAGUUCGAAUCACACUCCGUGACCCGACUGAUAAGAUUAUUAUUGACCUUCUCAUCAUUCGAAUACUAAGAUCGCUUUAUCGCCAAGGCCCUGCUUGUCGGCACCUAGCCUCUUCGGACUAGUCUCUGCUCCUUGCACUGCAAGUACCUCGUGCACCAUUCAAGACGUCACUAGUAGCCAUCAUUCAUUUUAUACUGUGACCACCAUGCCCGAAGUCAAUAACAAGGUCUGUCUGAUCGUUCAUGAUGGGUGGGGAAUCGCUCCAGAGAAAGGCAUGAAAGGUGAUGCCAUCGAUGCAGCAGACACCACCAACAUGGAUACCAUCGCCAAAAAUCAUUCCUAUCGCACCCUCUUUGCGCACGGAAACGCUGUCGGUUUGAACGAUGGGCUCAUGGGCAACUCUGAAGUCGGACAUCUCAACAUCGGUGCAGGCCGCAUUGUGUGGCAAGAUAUCGUCAAGAUCGAUGUAUCCAUUGCCAAAAAGCAGUUCCACAAGAAUGAGACGAUCCUUGCGAGCAUGAAGCAUGCCAAGGAUGGAAAUGGCCGUCUUCAUCUCCUUGGUCUGGUUUCGGAUGGCGGUGUGCAUUCUCACAUCAGACAUCUCAAGGCACUCUUGGAGACUGCGAAAGAAUCUGGCGUCCCCCACACUUACGUCCACUUUUUCGCUGACGGUCGUGACACCGCUCCUCGCUCAGCGAAGGGUUAUGCACAAGAGUUACUGGACUUCAUGAAAGAAAUAGAGUACGGUACACUUGCCACAGUUGUUGGCAGAUACUACGCCAUGGACCGCGACAAGCGUUGGGAGCGCAUCAAGAUCGCUAUUGAUGGCCUCGUCCGCGGCGAGGGCGAAGAAGGUAAAGACGUCCUCGAAAAGAUCGAGGAGAGGUACAAAAAGGAUGAGACUGAUGAGUUCCUGAAACCCAUUAUCGUCAAUGGGGACGAGGGACGCAUCAAGGAUGGCGAUACCCUCUUUUUCUUCAACUACCGCUCAGAUCGGAUGCGUGAGAUCGCAACCGUCAUCGGACUCCCAGACAAGCCCAUGGAAAUAGAUGUCCCUAAAGACCUGCACAUUACCACCAUGUCCCGUUACAAUGCUGAGUUCCCAUUCCCGGUAGCCUUUCCCCCGCAAGCCAUGACCAACGUCCUGGCCGAGUGGCUUUCCAAACAAGGCGUAUCCCAAGCGCAUAUCGCAGAGACCGAAAAAUACGCCCAUGUUACAUUCUUCUUCAACGGUGGGGUCGAGAAGCAGUUCCCUGCAGAGGAGCGCUACAUGAUCGCGUCUCCCAAAGUCGCUACAUACGACAAGCAGCCAGAGAUGAGCGCCCAAGGUGUUGCCGACAAAGUUGCCGAGGUGGUCAAGAGCAAGAAGUACGAGUUCGUCAUGUGCAACUUCGCACCGCCCGACAUGGUUGGCCACACGGGUGUGUACGAGGCUGCAGUGGAGGCUAUCACUGCUACUGAUAAGGCCGUCGGAACGGUCUACGACGCGUGUGUUGAAGCUGGAUACGUUUUACUUAUCACUGCCGACCACGGAAAUGCGGAGCAAAUGAUCAACUUGGAGACGGGCGCCCCUCACACCGCACACACUACCAAUAAGGUGCCUUUCAUCAUGACAGGCGAGGGCCUCGAGUUUGUGAGUGAUGAAGACAGUGAAGAACAAGAGGGAGGUGCACUUGCUGAUGUUGCACCCACUGUGUUGGCGAUCAUGGGCCUACCGCAGCCUGAAGAAAUGACUGGGCGCUCGUUACUGAAGAAAUAGAUCGAGUAGACGACAACGUAGACGAAGAUUUGGAAAGAUACCGUCACUGUAGAAAUAACAAUAACACAUCACCCCACCAUCCUCUAAAGAAGUUGGUAUGCUUGAGCUGCCAGUGACUCCUGAGAUUGCCACUAUAGAGGGAAACACAACGUACCCUAAGA